UGUUGGAUGACCACCCCUUUGAAAUCACAUCACAUGACAUUACACCCUUCUGGGUGGCUGGGUAUGUAUGUACGUAUGUAUGGGAUGAUGAAAUCUCCACCACAACUGUCAUUUCAUGCCCUUGUUCUUCAGGCUUCAGCACAACAAAGAGGAGGAAUUCUCCGAACAGGAAGCUAAAAGCAAUGGUCUCUGCAACAAAGGCCGUGUCCUUCUACCUCUUCCUUUUCCUCUUCCUCUUCCUCUGUUUCCCUUCAAAAGCAUCAUCCGAACCUACGGAGCCCGACCCGGUCCCCACCCCAUGGCCACUGCAGUUCCACUCGGUGCUCUUCAUGAACCGAAGCGGCACCCUGCAAAUGGUGGAUCUCUGGUACGACUGGCCCAACGGCCGCAACUUUAACAUCAUCCAGACCCAGCUGGGAAGCCUCGUCUACGACCUCGAGUGGACCAACGGCACCUCCUUCUUCUACACCUUGGAUUCCGACCAGACUUGCAGAGUGGUGGACCUCGAGGUGGGGAUUCUCCGGCCAAACUGGCUCGACGGCGCCACCUACCUCGGCCGCCGCUACAUGGAUGGCUUCCUCUGCAACGCGUGGCAGAAGCUCGAUUUCAUCUGGUACUAUGAGGACGUCGCCACCAAACGGCCGGUCUUCUGGGUCUUCUAUUCAGGAUACAGCGCACACGUGAUGACAUUUGAAGUGGGGAAGGUGCUUGAGGAUCCCAAAUGGCAAGCGCCGGUGUACUGCUUCAACGAGGAAAAGAAGUCGGUGGUUGAAUCCACAAGCGAUGGCGGUUGGGACGGAGGUUUAAUGAGAAUGGUAGUUUCCGGCGGGAAUGUGGGUGUCAACUAGCCAUAGCCGGUCUCGUAUUUGGGUGGGUUCGUUUAGGUGUUUCAUUGCCAUAAACCUUAAAAUGUUGUGAGGUUGAGUUACUUAAAACUUAUUAUUCUUGGUGCAGCUCUUUUAAUUAAUAAAUUUGAAAAGUUUCUCUGCCUUCC
Molecule: messenger RNA, 994 nt
Organism: Diospyros lotus (date-plum)
Lineage: Eukaryota; Viridiplantae; Streptophyta; Magnoliopsida; Ericales; Ebenaceae
Exons: 2
Coding region: 183-848 (221 amino acids)
Source: RefSeq, a predicted model, not a curated record